AAACUUUUUUUUUUUUCAAACCACCGAAAAGAUUUUAGUUACAAGCCGAAGGACUUUUCUACCAUCAAUGGAAGGCAAAUAAAAUAGUACUAGUAGCAUUGUAAAUCCAGAGAAUGGAGGCACUAGUGGCAUCGUACGGAGACACUUCCUCCGAUUCCGAAUCAGAUUCCACGCCACCAGUUACCGCCGCCGACCCAUCACCACCGCCAGUCACUCUUCCACCGCCGCCAAUCGACCUUCUCAACCCACCAAAUUCACUAGGAAAUUUUGAUUUUUUGGAGAGAAAUACAGAAAAUAGAAUUCGAAGCUUUCCUCAUAUUGAUGGCAACUAUGCUUUACAUGUUUAUAUCCCAGUCGUUAUACCAUCCGAAAGAAAGAAGGAGCUGGCCCUGUUUUUGAAGAAAGCCACAUCAUUUGUACCAGGACUUCAUGUUGUAGAUAUUGAUGUUCCACUACAUAUACUGGUAAAAGACGAUGAGAAGCUAGUACAAGCUGCCUUGGGGAGGGAAUUUCAUAUUAGUCUUGGAAGAACGGUUCCGAUACGUGUGCAUCAGAUAGAUUCAGUAGUUGCAAUGCUUCGUCAGAAGCUUCAGUUUCAAAAACGGUAUUUGAUUAAUUUUGAUAAGUGGGAGGUCUUUGUCAAUGAUGAUCAGACACGCACGUUUCUUUCAGUUGAGAUUACAACCGGUGGCCUAGCUGAGGUAACGAAACAGAUUCAAGGUGUUAAUGAGGUUUAUAAGUUGCACAAUCUUCCUGAAUUUUACAAGGAUCCUCGACCUCAUAUAUCUAUAGCUUGGGCUGUUGGUGAUAUCAGUCAAUCUCUACAGAGAGCAGUCGAAGGAGAAAUGAGGAAAUACAAUCUUGGAGGAUCAUCAUCGAGGUCUAUGUUUACCUGCAAAUUCGGUAAUAUUGUUUGUAAAGUAGGUAAUAAAACCUAUAAUAUAUGCGGAUCUCAAGGACAAUGAACAUUUAACUUUUAAUGCACCAAAACCUUGAGAACCAAAUGUAAUGUGGUUAUGUUUACUUUCUUUUCCA
Molecule: messenger RNA, 1035 nt
Organism: Erigeron canadensis
Lineage: Eukaryota; Viridiplantae; Streptophyta; Magnoliopsida; Asterales; Asteraceae
Product: U6 snRNA phosphodiesterase
Exons: 6
Coding region: 114-965 (283 amino acids)
Biological process (GO): U6 snRNA 3'-end processing
Cellular component (GO): nucleus
Molecular function (GO): 3'-5'-RNA exonuclease activity
Source: RefSeq, a predicted model, not a curated record